This is a messenger RNA of Sorex fumeus (smoky shrew), 581 nucleotides long. It is a transcript of the gene NHP2, whose product is annotated as NHP2 ribonucleoprotein. Gene Ontology annotation, molecular function: box H/ACA snoRNA binding. The record is from RefSeq and is a predicted model, not a curated record. Gene Ontology annotation, biological process: snRNA pseudouridine synthesis; rRNA pseudouridine synthesis. The transcript has 4 exons. NCBI's taxonomy places the organism in Eukaryota, Metazoa, Chordata, Mammalia, Eulipotyphla, Soricidae. Gene Ontology annotation, cellular component: box H/ACA snoRNP complex; nucleolus. Bases 64 to 525 code for a protein of 153 amino acids.
CAGCCGGGCCUCGUGCCUCGCGGCUCCCGGAGGUUCCCGGCGCUUCCUCGCGCGGCCGCGGCGAUGACCAAGAUCAAGCCCGACCCGGACGCGCCGGAGACCCCGGUGGAGGCGAACAGCGGGGAGCGCACGUAUCACGAGCUGCUGGUGAACCUGAACCCCAUCGCGCAGCCCCUCGCCUCGCGGCGCCUCACGCGGAAGCUCUACAAGUGUAUCAAGAAAGCCGUGAAGCAGAAGCAGAUCCGGCGUGGAGUGAAGGAGGUGCAGAAAUUUCUCAACAAGGGCGAGAAAGGGAUCAUGGUGCUGGCUGGGGACACGCUGCCCAUCGAGGUCUACUGCCACCUGCCGGUCAUGUGUGAGGACCGCAACCUGCCCUAUGUCUACAUCCCCUCCAAGACGGACUUGGGCGCUGCAGCCGGCUCCAAGCGGCCUACGUGCGUGAUCAUGAUCAAGCCCCACGAGGAGUACCAGGAGGCGUAUGACGAGUGCCUGGGUGAGGUGCAGGCUCUGCCCGCGGCCCUGUGACCCACCGACUCUGGGGUGUGGGGGAGCACAAGGCCCUCUCCUAGGCCCGGCUGCGC